CACAAGUGUCAGAAAUGUCGGCAACAAAGCGGCUCUCAUGCUGCGUCACGCUAAAUUAUGAAAUGUUAUAUGAUAUGACAUUACAGUGACCCUGCCACAGCCGCACAAAUGCAUGUUGCGGUUGUGCUGCAACCGAGGCGUCCUGAAGCGAUACUCUUUUAUCUUUUGGCUGUCCUGAAUUAAAGUGCCAAGCCGCGCUGGAGUGAGCUGGCGUGAGCAGGGACGAGUGCUGCCCCGGGCGGCACACGCGGCGGCGCACGGUUGGUGGGACUGUUAGACACGCCCGCGCAGAUCGCCCCGUCUCCUCCCCUGGCAGCAUCUUGAGUACCAUGCUAUCAAACCGAGGAGCAGGUUGUGGCGCUCCGUCCCAACCAAAUGCCGCAGCUGGGGGCGCCACAGCUGCGUUUGACCCGGCCGGCCAGCUGUCAUGCCGCAAGCGACGGCGGGGGUGCAGCGUCGCCGACGCCUUGGCCCGAAACACCGGCCGCGGGCCCGUGCGCGAUCUCGGCACUCGUGCAGCAAGAGCCAGCUGCCUUUGCACUUGCGGCUGGGCUGGCCCCUCAGCGCCUGUGGACGCAGCCACGUGCAGCGGUUCGGCCUUGGCCAGCAGAGGCUGCCAUGUAGCCCGCUGCUGCUGGUCCAGCGGCCGGCCGGCCCCCAGAGGCUCCCCCGCCUUGUGCCCAUUUGGUAGCAUACCUUACAGCCGUACAGGCGUUAAGGCGGUCCCCGCUGUUGGCAGCAGCUCCGCAGCGGAAGCUACAGACUCCGCGCCGCGCACACUGCUAGCCGCCAAGAUGCCGCGCGCAGGGCUUUUGCUUGCCAGGCAGCGCAUUGCUGUUGUACCGGUGACGAUAGAAGAGGCUGGUGCUGCGGCUGCGUCUACCGCCACACGGCCGCCGCCCGCAGCCGCCGUGGCCUCUGCGUCGAGCGUAGCUGCACGCAGCACCGGCAGCUCAGCACGCAGUGGCGGCGGCGGCGGUGGAAGCGCAGGCAAUGGCUUUCAGCAGUUAUCACAGCAGGCGCAGCCACGGCAGAUGGACACGGAGGUUGUGAAGCGGCGUAAGCUAGAGCGGCUGGAGAGGCUGCUGCGUCAGCUGUCCAGCCUGCCGCCAGACGUCGCGUACGCCACGCCAGGCCGUGCACCAGGCAGUGGAACUGCAGGCGGCAGUGGGUUUACCGGGCGGGUUGCAGUGGGGCAGGGGGGACAGCGCGCAACGUCUCCGCUGCGUCAGGAGCGGCAGCAGCAGCGUCAGGAGCAGCAGGCGGCGAGGGCGGCUGGGAGGCAGUCACUUUGGUGGCGUCGGCGGAUGGCUGCGGCAGGCCGAGCGCCCGGCUCGCUCGUGCCGGGGGGUGUGCCCGUGCUGCCGCGCCACCUGAGGCUGGUGCCACCGACACUGAGCCCCUCACUGCCAGCCGCCCUCUUGCAAACCUCGGCACCAACGCCAAACGCCGGUAAUGCUCUGCGGGGCGAAGGGGACUUUAAGGAGCCGGCAGCGGCUUCGUCCGCGUUCGAGCCCCCAUCGGAUGUGACUGCUGGGGCGCGGCAAGGACUGCACAAGGAGCGACCGGCGGCAACCUCGCCGCCAGCAGCCGCGGUGCCACCCGCAGCGGGCGCUUUCCUGUCGGGGCCAGGUCCUUCGAGCCUUCACUUCCAGGCCGUGCAACGAGCCCUGGCGGCUAGCGCUAUCAGCGGCAGGGCCCCAGCCCGUUCACCCAAAGCCGGGGCGGCGAGUAGGCCUUGGCCUGGCGCAGAUCCAUCCGCGCAACCGGUGACGCCUUCGACAGCACCUGGCAACAAAGGACAGGCCGCCCCUGGCGCGUUGCCCGGGGCUGCUGCAGCUGCUACCAGCGGGCUGGGGUCGACGGCUACCCCCGGGCCCGGCGCAAGCACAGCAGUACGACAGACAGACACCAGCAGCAGCAGCACCAGCAGCAGCGGCGGGCCUGAGGCUAGUGCGCUGGCGCUGGGGCAACUCCCGGGGACUGGGCACGCCCUGCCGCCCUGGCAGACGCGUGGCGCCGUUGCAGGCACAAAGGUCCUGAACGGACUCGCUGGUGGUGCAGGUUUGGCAGCGCACGCCGCACUCUCAACAGCUCAGGCAGGGCCCAAGUCUCUGCGGCUGCGCCCAGGGCUGCGGGCAAAGCUGGGCUCGGGGCUGGGCCGGGUGGCAGGGCUCAGGGGGCCCGGCCUGCAGCGCAAGCAGGCGCAGGUGCCUGCGGAGCCGGCGCAACCGGGGCGAGGCGAUGCAGAGGUAUCGGACGGGGCUAGCGGGCCAGGUCAGGCAGCGGAGUUGUCAGCGGCAGCGCCGGAGCUCCUUGCGCCAGCACUAUCGUCAGGAACAUCCGACCCGGCACCAGCAGCAGCCGCCGCAAAUGUGUCUGUACCGAAGCCGGCAUCGUCCGCGCCAUCAGCACCGCUGGCAGCUGUCUGCACAGCAAGUUUGGCAGCAGCAACCAGCCUGGCUGAGGCCACAGCGGUUGUGGCUGGCCCCAGCGGGGACGGCAGCAUCAGCAGCAUGGCUGCAAAUGCAGACGACAUCCUGCAGCCGCCGACACGGCUGCAGGAGGCGCGUGACGCUCUGUUGCACGGUCCCACUGUCUCCCGCCUGACCGCCCAGGUGCUACUCCGGCCUCCGCCGAGGCGCAAGGGCCCAGCGGCGACAGCCAGUGCUGGUGCUGUUUCCGGCACCGCAGCUACCACGAGCGGCGAUGGCGCAGCUUUGGUGGAGCUGCCAAAGGCAGCGAAGCUGGAGGGAAGCGCGUCAGGCAGCGCUGCAACGGUGGCGGCGGCCUUGGCGGACAAGAUGGCUGGGCCACCGCCGCCGCUGGCCCCCGCGCCGCCGCCGCCGCGGGCUGACCACAUCAUCGCCUCGCGCCCGGAGCUCACCUCGCCGCCACCAACACCGCCACCGCCGCCGCCGCCGCUGCAGCUGCUGCUCUCGUCGCGGCAGCAGCGCCCGGACCGGCCGGUGGGCGCGGACCCAGCACCGGCGGCGCCGGCCGCCCUCCCGCCUGCGCAGAACACCUUCCGCCCCAUGCGCGCGCCGCAGACGGGGCCGGUGCCGCCCCCGCGCGAGCUCCGCCCGCCCGGCUUCGACGCCGGUCAGCCCGCGGCUUCGCAGCCCGUGGCCGGCGUGCAUGCGCACGCGCUGCUGUCGCCGCGCGACCUCACCUCCUCGCUGUUCGCGGCUCCGUCGUGGGUGCACGUGGCGCAGCUGGUGCACCGCUACGCGGCGGCGCUGAACGGCAUCUCCGUGGCGGCCGCGCUCAAGCGCCUGGCCAAGGUGUGCGAGCCGCGCAUGCUGGACGCGGCGCGGCCCGACGGCGCGGCGCUGCUGAGCAUGCUGCAGCACCUGUGCUUCCAGGCGGAGCAGCACCUUCCUUCCAUGGGCCCCUGUGAGGUAUCUGGCGUGCUGUGGGCGCUCGCCUCGCUGGGUUACUACCCGCCGCCGCACCUGGCGGCGGGGCUGGCUGGCUGCCUGCUGCAGGAGCAGCUGGAUCGGGCCAAUGGACUUGACCUGGCCAACGGGCUGUGGGCACUGGGCGUGCUGGGCUGGCCGGUGCGCCAACGGCAGCUGCGGGCGGCUUGGCAGCGUAUGCAGGCCUGCUACGUGCCUGGCGACCGCUCCAGCGGCCGCUCGCUAUUGGUGGUGCUCAACAGCGCGACCAAGCUGGGCCUGCGACUCAGCCAGGCAGAGCUGACCCACCUGGAGUCUCAGCUGGUGGGCCUGGCGCCCGCCAUGAGCGGCCACGACGUCGCCAACGCCCUGGCCUCCCUCACACGCCUGGCCGAGACGGCAGCCGCAGCGACCUCAGCGGGCAGCCGCGAUGGCAGUGGCUACAGCAGUAGUAGCAGUAGUAGCAGUAGUGGCGGUGGCAUUGACGCCGCAGAGGUACCGGCACCGCUGGCUGCGGAUGAGCGGGAGGACGGGCCUGACGCAGGGGCGGAGCUGGAGGAGGGAGAAAGGGACGAGGGCGCGGCGUCCGCAGCUGGAGCGGAGCUGGAGGGGCCCAAGGGCUCCUACCGGCCGCAGGCCGGCACGCUACGGGUGCUGCUGGCGCGUGCGGCUUCGAUGGUGUCCUCCCUGCGCGGUGACGAGGCGGCCAUGCUUCUGUAUUCGGUGGCCCGCCUGCGCUUCCAGCCGCCCGACAGCCUCACCGGGGCGCUGUACAGCCGCACCGCCUCCCAGCGCGGCGCCACCUCGCCGUCCACUCUGGCGCUGCUGCUCUGGGCCGCCGGCCGCCUGCGCACGCAGCCGCCGGGCUGGUGGGUGGCGGCACUGGUGGAGGAGGCGGCGCGCCGCCUGCCGCGCCUGCCGCCCAGCGUCGUGGCCACGGCCCUGAAUGGGGUGGUGCAGCUGCGCUCGUACGCGGUGGAGCCGGCACUGGCGGGCGCCUUCCUGGAGAGGGCCGCGGAGGUGCUGCCGGACUUCAGCGCACAGGAGGUCGCCAACACGGCCUGGGCGCUGGGGCAGCUGCCGCUGGACUGCGUGCCUGCGCCCACGCCCCGCUCAGCGCUGUGGUGCGCGCUGGCGGACCGAGCCCGAGAGCUGGGCUUUGCGUCCUUCACGCCGCAGGGCCUCGCCAACCUGCUGUGGGGCCUGGCGGUUGUGGCGGCUGCGCAGCCGCCGUCCUCUCGCUCCGCCGCUACUGAGCAGGCGGCGUCGGGCGCGCCUGCGGCCAUGUCCCUGGAUGGGCCUGCGGCUGAGGCUGCCAGGGCGGAGCGCGCCGCGAGGGCGCGGCGGCGGGCGGUCGCGCGGCCACCGCAGCCGCUGUCGCGGGAGACGCAGCAGCGGAAUGCCCGCUCGCGCGGGGCCGCGGUGGCGGCUGCAGCGGCCACGGAGCUGCUGCUGCAGGGCAGCCCUGGUGGCGCGGCGGAGCUGGGGGCGGCGCUGCAGGCGGCACUCCCGCGCAUGGACGAGGUGGAGCUGAGCAUGGUGCUGUGGGCGCUGGCAAAGCUGCGGUUGGACCCCGGCCAGGCCUGGAUGGAGGCGGCAGUGGCGCGCGGCGCCGCGCUGGCGCCCCGCAUGCCGCUGGAGGGACUGUCGGCCUUUGUUCACGCGCUGACGUGGGCGCGGCCGGCGCCAGCGCCUGAUGCGGCGCUGUUGGCGGUGCUGGAGGAGGAGGUGGCGAGGCGCAUGGCGCAUGUGGAGAAUCGGCGGGCGCGCAAUGGGCUGUCAUCGCGCCUGGCGUUUAUGCGCGCGCGGCUGGCGCGCCGCGCUGCGCACGAGGCGUUGAUGGCGCGGCGGCGGCAGCACGCACGGCCGGCCCGGGCACUGCAGCUGGAGACGCGGCGGGAGCGGCUUCAGCUGCGCAAGCAGCCGAGCGGUUAUGGCGGGCCAUCGCCGCAAGCGUCUGAGGCAGGUACUGUUGCCAUGAAGCGGUAGGUAGGGGCAGCACGAGGUGCGUGUGCAACAGGCAGCGGCCACAGGUUGGUGGCAGGCGACCAGGGAGGGCCCUGACGCGAGCGACGUCGCUUCGUCCCGGCGUUAGCACUCGAAGAAGCGUGACAUGUUUGCAGGUGGGGAUGAGCAAUCGCGUUUGUGCGUGGGUGCAGCUGAAACAUGAACAGGACUGGGCUUAAGGUCAGGCCGGCAUUGGUAGUCCCAUAGCUACGAUGGGGGAGGCUGGGGUCCAUGAUUUGUGGUGUAGAAGUGGUUGGUACGGACAGGCGCAUCAAAGCGGCCGUGACAGGUGGCGCGGAGCAGGGCGAGGAACACACGUCUGGGCGGUGGUAGCUUGUCAGGCUGCAGGCGUACAGACUUUCGGAAGCGCCACCCCCAGGUGUUGAGGCACAUAGUAGUUGCUUGCUUUGUGCCCUCAGCGGCACGCAGCUCAGCCUCGGCUGAACAGCUGACAUGCGACAUGCUGCAGCCGCAGGGCGAGGCGUUUACAACCGCGAGGUUUUCGAGCUUUCUGGGCCGCGCCUUGGGUUCUGCGUGCGUCCAGUCCAUACGAGUC
This is a messenger RNA of Chlamydomonas reinhardtii, 5961 nucleotides long. RefSeq lists its product as uncharacterized. Gene Ontology annotation, molecular function: RNA binding. The coding region runs from base 795 to 5387 and encodes 1530 amino acids. The record is from RefSeq and is a predicted model, not a curated record. Gene Ontology annotation, biological process: chloroplast rRNA processing; regulation of mitochondrial mRNA stability; mitochondrial RNA processing. Gene Ontology annotation, cellular component: ribonucleoprotein granule; mitochondrial matrix. Lineage: Eukaryota; Viridiplantae; Chlorophyta; Chlorophyceae; Chlamydomonadales; Chlamydomonadaceae. The transcript is spliced from 8 exons.